Molecule: messenger RNA, 1547 nt
Organism: Myxocyprinus asiaticus (Chinese sucker)
Lineage: Eukaryota; Metazoa; Chordata; Actinopteri; Cypriniformes; Catostomidae
Gene: dap3
Product: death associated protein 3
Exons: 13
Coding region: 230-1438 (402 amino acids)
Biological process (GO): apoptotic process
Cellular component (GO): mitochondrial ribosome; mitochondrial small ribosomal subunit
Molecular function (GO): structural constituent of ribosome
Source: RefSeq, a predicted model, not a curated record
GGAUGGGGGAAAAAUAACGCGUUCUUCUAGACACGACCUUUACUACCUUUACUGGCUGUCGUACUUUGACGUUAACGUAUUGACGUAACUUCCGGGCUUUCGAAGCAAUGAUGGCGACCUCCAUCUACUGUGGCCUGUGACAGUUCGACCGUUCAGAUCAACAAGCAGGGCGAGGUUAUCACUUUACAUUUCACCCUUGAGUAAAUUGCAUUACUUUUUUCUAGUGAACAUGAAUCUGCAUAAACUUACCUUACGAUUGCGUCCAACAUUAACACAGAAGUUCAGGCACCUCCACACCAGUAGCAGUGGCCAGCAGCUUGAGGCAGUUGCUGUGGAGACAGCAUCAGCAGAGCCAAAUGUACUCUCCAUCUUCAGAACUUCAGAGCAAGAUCCAGCACGCCACUCAGAACAACACAAUGGGCAGUUUUACACCCUCCCCCCAGGUCACAUCCACACACUCUUCCCUCAUGGACUGCCUCCUCGUUUCCAGUUGCAGGUGAAGACAUUUAAUGAAGGCUGUGUGAUGGUGAGACAGCCGUCGCUGGAGCUUAUUUCUUACCUUAAAAAAGCUGAUUAUAGCAAACCUGCCCUGCGUUACGUACUUUAUGGAUUGAAUGGCUCUGGAAAGACCAUGUCUUUGUGUCAUGCACUGCAUUACUGCUACACCCAGGGCUGGCUGAUCCUACACAUACCUGAUGCUCAUCUCUGGGUAAAGAACUGUAAAGAGUUGCUACCCUCUUCUUUCCGCCCCUCACGCUUCGACCAGCCAAUCCAGGCAUCCCAGUGGCUGAAGAAUUUCAAAGUCACUAAUGAGCGCUUUUUAUCCAAGAUAAAGACCACACAGCAUUAUGUGUGGACAAAGAGAGAAAGGACUGAGGAGGGACGGCCUUUAGGGGAGCUCGUUGAUCAGGGUGUAAAUCGUGUUAAAAGCAGUAGCGAUGUGGUGGGCGCACUUCUGCGAGAGCUGAAGCUGCAGGCAGGGGGUGACAAAGAGGGCGAGGGGGCCUUCAAACUGGCUGUGGCUGUUGAUGGAGUGAAUGCUCUGUGGGGCAAAACAUCUCUUAAGAAGGAGGACAGGACUGUGUGUGACCCAGAGGAACUGACUCUGAUCCAUAAUCUGAGGAAAUUGUUGAAAAACGAUUGGAGUGGAGGUGCCAUUCUCACAUCUUUGUCUCAGACAGGGUCUCUUUUCAAGCCACGAUCUGCUUACCUUCCUGUAGAGCUGUUAGGAGAGGAUGGGUUUGAUCAUAUGGAACCUUUUGUGCCAGUUUCUGUCUCCAGCUACAGUGAGAAAGAGUUUGAGAGCUGUUACCUGUACUAUUUAGACCGCAACUGGCUUCAGCAUCCACAGAGUCGAACAGAAGAAGGAAAGAAAGAACUCAUCUUUCUCAGCAACAAAAAUCCAUCCAUCCUUGAAAGAUUGUGUGCCUUCUUGUAGUGCACUUCUAUUCAGUUCUCUCUGUCUGUCUCUCAAACCUGUAAAUCGCUUGAAUUCUUCAAUACAUAUUAUAAGCAUGCAGCAUUUUCAUAAUAAAGUACUUGUUUAA